AUGGGUUCACACUUCAGUUCGACCACGCUGGACGAUAGCACAGUAACUAUGAUUAAACGUAAAACAAGAAUGAAAUCUUCUGAAAUCACAGACUGGUUUAACGAACUCAAGGCACGAUGUCCAAAUGGUAAAAUGACAAAAAAAGAUAUGCUAAAAUGUUAUAAAGAAUUAAGUACAUGCGACAUAGAUAAAAUUGAACAUGUUGUUAAUGCUAUAUAUGAAGCAUUUGAUACAGAUAACGAUGGUAAAGUUGAUUUUAAAGAAUUUGCUAUUGGAUUUUUAUUAACAACAAAAGGUACAAUAGAAGAAAAACUUGAUUAUACUUUUCAACUUUAUGAUAUAGACAAAGAUGGUUAUAUUGAUCAGUCUGAGAUUGAUAUUAUGGCUAAGUAUGUUUUACGAAUGUUAGGUGGUAAUGGUAAUGAUUUACAAUCGGUUGAAUUGCUCAAACAUUUCAUUGCUUCAUGUCAUUGUAAUGAACAAGGUCUUAUAACAAAAGAAAAUUUUGUUAAAGCUUUAUCGAAAAAUGAAUUACUUAGUCAACUUUUAUCUCCUUUUACUUAA
Rotaria sp. Silwood2 is the source of this 564-nucleotide messenger RNA. Lineage: Eukaryota; Metazoa; Rotifera; Eurotatoria; Philodinida; Philodinidae. The record is from the annotation of a GenBank genome assembly.